Rhagoletis pomonella (apple maggot) is the source of this 1111-nucleotide messenger RNA. It is a transcript of the gene Prpk, whose product is annotated as EKC/KEOPS complex subunit TP53RK. Lineage: Eukaryota; Metazoa; Arthropoda; Insecta; Diptera; Tephritidae. Gene Ontology annotation, biological process: protein phosphorylation. Gene Ontology annotation, molecular function: protein serine/threonine kinase activity; ATP binding. The record is from RefSeq and is a predicted model, not a curated record. The coding region runs from base 254 to 940 and encodes 228 amino acids. Gene Ontology annotation, cellular component: nucleus; cytosol; EKC/KEOPS complex. The transcript has a single exon.
UUUUACGCGUAAGCAAAAACAGCCCAUUAUCUUUUUCUAUCGAGCAUUCAAUGCGACUUUGAGAUUAUUGUAUCGAACAUUCGACAAUCACAAAACUUGGCGUUCUCUAGGUGAAGUGAUCGAUUUUGUUUGCGUUCGAUAAAAGCGGUUCUCUGAUAGCACAGCGGUAUAGCGAGGAAGUGAUUCCUUGAACUUCUUAUCAAUAAAAAGUUUGCGUUUGAUAGACGUAAUUACUCGUAAUGUUGGCUUUGGCAUGUCUCUGGAGAUAUUAAAACAAGGUGCCGAAGGACGACUAUACAUUAGUGAAUUUAAGGGAGAAAAAUGUUUAGUAAAGGAACGUUUUGUGAAACGCUAUCGACAUGCAGAUUUGGAUGCACAAAUUACACGCCAACGAAUGAAGGCCGAAACCAAAGCUGCGACUCGGUGUCGAAAUGCGGGAAUAUUGGUACCACAUAUCUUGUAUACCGAUCUGAAUGAGCGUAAGAUUUAUAUGGAAUAUUUUGAAAAUGCUGCCACAGCCAAAGAGUAUAUUCAACAAGUUGUUUGUGAAUACCAGUCUCAUAAUGCGGAGGCACUACUAAGAAAACUUAGUACUCAGAUUGGUUCCAUAAUUGGGAGGCUACAUGCAAAUAACAUUAUUCACGGGGAUUUAACCACUUCAAACAUUCUUAUAAAUCCCAAAGUCGAUCAAAAUGAUGACUUGUACGAUGUUAUAUUUGUUGAUUUUGGGUUAAGUCAUUACAACCAAAGCGCAGAAGAUAAAGGCGUUGAUUUGUAUGUUCUUGAACGAGCGCUUCUUAGCACGCAUAGUGAACAGCCAUAUUUAUUUGAGUAUAUUCUGGAAGCAUACCGUAAGGAAUGUGGCAAGGAUGAAACCAUGGUGGUCGCGAAAUUUGAAGAAGUGCGAGCGCGUGGGAGAAAACGUACUAUGAUUGGAUAAACGUCCGUUUAUUUGUCAUGCAACUUUGAAUCAUAUGCCUAUUUCGUACACAAAAUUUUAAAGCCAUUAUAAAAUCUAGAACUUUAUAUCAACAUAAUCUGUAAUGAAAAUUGGCACUUGAGCGUGAAAUGUAUUUAAUUUAUACACUAAUAAAGCAAUUACACAGUAAAA